UCCGGAUACAGACGGAGCCUUCUGCCCGUGCUCUGCGUUCAUUUCAUCCGUUUCCAUAAAGCUUACAGAUACGGACCAAACGGAGCAGUACCACCGGAAACCACCGGGGGGCAGUGUUGCCGUCACUACUCGAUACGUAGCUCUAGUGAGACUCGAAGAAGAAAUAACAAUGGAGGAACUUUUUGAGGAAAGGUUUUGUGAGAUGGUUAGAAACUUUAAGCAUAUCGUUUUUGUCUUUUAUGCAAGAGGAACAUUAUCUAUAUCUCCUCCACAGUCGCCAUGUUUGUUUUUCAGUGUGUUGUAGUUAUAAACGUUAUAAACGACUCUGUGCUGCCCCCUGGUGGAUGUAUUGGUUAACAUCCAUGCCAACGUAAAGGAGGCAUGGAAGGAUGGAAACAUUUUCGUACGUACGUUGAGCAUAAAUGAGCCUUAAAUGAGCCUACAGACUGAAAACAGUCGUCUUCACACAUUUUACCUUGUUUUAUAUAAAAACUGGGGUGCGAACAUGAGAAAUCACAACAGCAUUCCUUGGGAAGAAAAUCGAAAAUCAAUAAAAUGAAUGACCUCCCGUAAAAAGCCAAAUUUUCCUGUGUACAGUUUACUGGAACCAGGAUUAUUUAGGCAAAAAGGGAAGGUGUGUUUUUAAAUGUAAAGCCAUGGUGGAAGUAGUUUUGGUAUUCAAAUAGAAACUGGUUGGCCUUGAUGGGAAUGCUGCCAAAACAAAACAGGAAUUUAUUUAUAGUCCUAAAAGACAUCUCUUCCUCUUCCACUCUUCCUGAUGACAUUUGUGAUUGGAGUGAUUAAACAGGAAUGAGAGCUGAUAGAGGUGUGUGGGCAGGGCCAGUAAGUUUAUAUCCAACCUGUACCAACCGGUACAAUUCAUUACUCUCAACCAUUCACAAGUGUUCGCAUUUCACUCUGAACUGAAGACUUUUGGAAAGAACAUGAAUCAACAAGGUCUGUUUGGAUUCUGGCUCUAUCUGCUGUCCAUGUGUGUCCUGGUCUACCACGGUCGGGCCCAGGUCCCUGAACCAGCACAGUGCCUCCUAUCUGGGACCUACAACCUGACCCAGCAGCCGGUGGAGGGAGAGGAUGAGGGGAAGUGUUGGAGGGAUUGCUACGCAGAGCCUGACUGCCACAUGGCAGUGAUAGUCUUACCUCUAAGAGACAGGAAGCAGUGCCUGCUGGUCAACUGUCUGAACCAGGGCAGACACUCGUACACCCGAGAUCCCAGCACACAGAUCAGGGUCUACCCAAAGACCACCAUUGACAACGACCAAAGGUACUAUUACAUGACAGACGCAUAUGAACGAGCUGAUGAGACGCUUCAUUGUUCAGAGUUGAUGAGUUGCAGCAGCUGCCAGUCGGGGACUCACAGAUUCUUCUACAACAGAACCAGUUACAGGUGUGAGAGCUUCCCCAGCGGCUGUGGGUCCAGCAGAAACUCGUUUGAAACCCAGGAGGGCUGUGAAGCCCUCUGCAAUGAAAAGUUUCGUUGUUAUCGGCCCGUGCAGUACGGAGCAGGCAGCUCAAACAUGCCCAUGUUCUUCUUUAACAAGCUGAGUUAUAGCUGUGAGAGGUUUAACUUCAGAGGCCACGGCUCCAACGGGAACAUCUUUCACUCUGAGGAGGAGUGUGAGAAGCUCUGUGGUGACAUUAAAGCUCCUACGACGCCUCCACCUGCUGUGACUACAGACACUACAGUCACUGUUACAACAAGAAAACCAGCUCCUAGAACGAAGAAACCAGUUGUCCUUCCAGUUACUCAACCUCCUGACAACUCAGAUUGGUUCAUUAUUCCGGGCUUUGUGGUCCUUGUGGUUGUUGUCGCCAUCUGCACUGGCUGCGAAUGUUAAUCCUACUGCGGGUAAAACUGAAAUGUUUCUGUAUUUAGUGCUUUCAAAAAAAUCUGAUAUACCUGCAGCCAUGUCAUCAUUAAUAAAAAAGCCCUCACCUUCUCCAGCAUAAGUUUAUACCUAACCUAACUAACUAGUGAUUAACGUGGAAGAAUUACAACAUUAAAUUGUCCUAAAACUCACCUGAUAACUGUGUGAACUGUCUAGUUGAGCAGGUCACUGGUGACUGACACGUUUUCUAUUCAGGGCUA
This is a messenger RNA of Scomber japonicus (chub mackerel), 2107 nucleotides long. Its product is annotated as tissue factor pathway inhibitor-like. The record is from RefSeq and is a predicted model, not a curated record. Lineage: Eukaryota; Metazoa; Chordata; Actinopteri; Scombriformes; Scombridae. The coding region runs from base 945 to 1856 and encodes 303 amino acids. The transcript is spliced from 9 exons. Gene Ontology annotation, molecular function: serine-type endopeptidase inhibitor activity.